Arabidopsis arenosa is the source of this 2835-nucleotide messenger RNA. Lineage: Eukaryota; Viridiplantae; Streptophyta; Magnoliopsida; Brassicales; Brassicaceae. The record is from the annotation of a GenBank genome assembly.
AGCUCGAAUCGAAAAUCAAUGGCGAACGACCAAGAGAUGAGUGGUUGGACUGAUCUUCUCCAUUCUUCGUCGAAGCUUCUUGAGCAAGCUGCUCCUUCUUCUCAGUUUCCUCCUCUUCAGAGAAAUUUAGAUCAAUUGGAAGCGUUAUCGAAGAAGCUCAAGGCUAAAACCCUAAGGAACGAAGCUCCUUCUCAGUCUAUUGCCGCCACUAGACUACUCGCACGGGAGGGAAUCAAUGCAGAGCAACUAGCUCGUGAUCUUAAAUCUUUUGAGCUCAAGACAACAUUUGAGGAUGUGUUCCCUGCUGAAGCGACGAGCGUUGAAGAAUACCUGCAACAGGUUCAUGAAAUGGCUAUGGUAUCAGCUAUACAGGAAGCCCAAAAGGAUAAUGUUCGAAGCUUUAAUGACUACAUGAUGAAAGUGCUGGAGGAGGAUUGGAGAAAAGAAAAACGUGACUUCCUUCAGAGCCUCAGCAGAAUAUCAAUGCUACCUAAAACAAAUAUGAUUGAUACAAGCAGAGAGGCUCAUGCUGGUCAACUAGUGCCGGUGGCUUCGAGUCCUCGAGUAUCCUCAACACCAGGCAAAGAACUCGUGGCUCUGGCUAACAUACCCAUUCAUGAGAAAAAAGCAUAUGUCUAUGGAGAGGUUGUGAAGAAACUUAACUCUUCAAGAGAACGAGGAUUGCCAUUUAGACCUGCUAUGUGUUUUAAGGAAGCUUAUGAUACUCUUGGUGCUGAGGUUACUCGUGGAAAAUCAGUCAACAUGCAGAAAAUAUGGCAGCUUGUUCAGGCAAUAACAGGUGAAGAUUCAGCAGUUCGACAGGGUGUUUCAAAGAGGAUGGCCCUCGCGAUAGGUGCAAGACAUCAUUUACAACAUGGGCAUGAGAAAUUUAUAAUGGACACAAUUCAAAGUCACCCUACCCAGGCUGCUCUUGGUGGAUCUGUUGGAAAUUUGCAAAGAAUUCGUGCUUUCCUUCGGAUUCGUUUGAGAGACUAUGGAGUUUUAGAUUUUGAUUCAACUGAUGCUCGUAGGCAGCCUCCUGUUGAUACUACUUGGCAACAGAUAUAUUUUUGCUUGCGAACUGGGUAUUAUGAGGAGGCUAGGGAAAUCGCUCGGUCAACGCGGUCAUCUCAGCAAUUUGCACCACUGCUUACCGAGUGGAUUACCACAGAUGGUAUGGUGGCUGCAGAGUCUGCAGCUAUUGCAUCAGAAGAAUGUGAGAAAAUGCUAAGGAUGGGUGAUCGGUUGGGUCGAACCGCUUAUGACAAGAAAAAACUCCUACUCUACACUAUCAUUUCUGGUUCCCGUAGGCAAGUUGAGCGCAUACUGAGGGAUCUAUCUACACUCUUUAACACAAUUGAAGAUUUCUUAUGGUUCAAAUUGUCAUGCAUAAGAGACGUCACUGGUGGAUCUUCAUCUGUGGUCCUGAAUGAUGGCCUUGCGCCUUACAGUUUGGAUGAUCUUCAGGCUUAUCUCAAUAAAUUCGAGCCUUCAUACUACACGAAGAAUGGAAAAGACCCCUUAGUAUAUCCAUAUGUUUUGCUUCUCAGCAUUCAGUUGCUACCGGCUAUCAUGCACUUAUCUAAAGAAGCAGGAGACGGAGGGUAUAAUAUUGAUGCUAUUCACCUAGCUAUUUCUUUGGUGGACCAUUCCGUUUUAUCUGAAGGCUCUGGGACUGGCCACAAACUAAGUGUGAUGGAUUCUAACGCUGAGGCAUCUAGCAUGAUUAGGCAAUAUGGGUCAAUGUUCCUGCAUCACGGAGAUCUCCAAAUGACGGUAGAGUAUUAUGCACAAGCUGCUGCUGCUGUAGGUGGGGGACAAUUAGCUUGGUCUGGAAGAAGUAAUGUGGAUCAACAGAGGCAGAGAAACUUAAUGCUGAAGCAGCUACUAACUGAGAUUCUGCUUCGAGAAAGAGGUAUUUACUUUUUGCUUGGAGCAAGAGGUUCUGGUGAAGAAGGUCAGCUUGGAAGAUUUUUCCCUGAUUCUAGAUUGAGACAACAGUUCUUGGUCGAAGCUGCACAUCAAUGUCAAGAAGCUGGAUUAUAUGACAAAUCCAUAGAGAUACAGAAGAGGGUGGGUGCAUUUGCGGCUGCCUUGGAGACUAUAAACAAGUGUCUAUCUGAAGCCAUCUGUUCUCUUGCCCGUGGAAGGUUGGAUGGUGAAAGCAGAACAUCAGGGCUUAUUCUCGCAGGGAACGAUAUUCUUGAGACUUACAAAUAUUACCCUGAAGUCAGUCUCCAGGAAAGAGAGCGAGUGAUGGAACAAGAAACCAUACUAAGAGAGCUUGAGGCAAUACUAUCGAUCCACAAGUUGGGUAGAUUAGGCAAUCAUCUGGAUGCUUUAAGGGAAAUUGCAAAACUUCCUUUCCUUCAUCUUGAUCCAAGAGUGCCCGAUGCAACCGCUGAUGUGUUCCAGAGCGCAUCUCCUUACUUCCAGACUUGUGUCCCGGACCUGCUCAAAGUUGCUCUAACGUGUCUAGACAAUGUACCUGACACUGAUGGGUCAAUCCGUGCCAUGAGAUCCAAGAUUGCUGGGUUUCUUGCAAGCAACACGCACAGGAACUGGCCUCGUGACUUGUACGAGAAGGUGGCUCGAAGCUUUUGAAUAUUUUUGGGCUUAUUAUCGUCCAAGUUCUCAAAUCUCGACCGUGAUUCUGUUGACUUUUUGACGAGGAUCCGAAGCUUUCAUCUCUUGCGUAUAAAAUGGGAUACAUUAAUCUAGGUGACAUUUGUUUUAUCCAAAACAUGUAAUAUUGCAGAGAGAUUGUUUUUAUAGAAUUUGUUGUUUUUGUGUGAGUUAUGUAGUGGAUUUUGAUAAGAAAUUGUUAUUUGUUUU